Molecule: messenger RNA, 2429 nt
Organism: Microcebus murinus (gray mouse lemur)
Lineage: Eukaryota; Metazoa; Chordata; Mammalia; Primates; Cheirogaleidae
Gene: B3GAT2
Product: beta-1,3-glucuronyltransferase 2
Biological process (GO): chondroitin sulfate proteoglycan biosynthetic process; carbohydrate metabolic process
Cellular component (GO): Golgi membrane
Molecular function (GO): galactosylgalactosylxylosylprotein 3-beta-glucuronosyltransferase activity
Source: RefSeq, a predicted model, not a curated record
AGGACGCUCGAGUCUGCAGCGCCCCCGCCCCCUCGCUUUUUCUUUCUUUCCUUGCUUUGGGAUCUUGCUGCCGGAGCCGAGAGAGGUUCUGAGAAGACAAGAGCGAGGGUCAGGAGCGCAGGCUUCCCCGGCGGCGGCGCGCGAACCGAGCUGGGGGCUCAACAUCCCCGGCGUGCCCUCCCCGUCCUCGCCUCCCCGGCCGGAAUGUAAGGAAGGAAAGCCCUAGCGCCUGCCUCCCGCCCCCGACGGUGUCCCAGAGAGCAUCCUGUGACCCGUGGCUGGAGCCCCUUUGCCCGCAGCAGCGUGGGACCGGAGCGGCGGGGCGCACCGGGCGCCGGUUCCCGGCUCCCACUCUUCGGAAAGAGCGCGGUGGGGACCGCCGCCUUCCCUGCUCUCCGCACAACUCCUGGGCCAGCAGCGCGCGGCUGGACGAGUCCUGCUUCCCGCCAGCUCACCCGGAGUGGGGGGCAGCCCCUGCCUGCCCGCCCUGCAGCCCUAGCUUCCCCCGAACCUGCGUGGAUCCCCCACACCCGGGUGGUGAGCCCCGGACGCCCGCGUGGUGAGCCCGGCGGCUCGUGGUCCCCGCAGCACCCCUGGCCCCAUGGACAGAGCACCAGCUGCGGCUUCCUGAGUGCCGGCACCGCUGCCGUCCAGGCUGUGCGCUGGGGUCCCCUGGCUCGUCCCCCUCUGGGGUAUCUGAGAGGCCGCGAAGCGCGCACCAUGAAGUCCGUGCUGGUCAGCCGCUUUUUCAUCCUACUGCCCUGGAUCCUAAUCGUCAUCAUCAUGCUCGACGUGGACACGCGCAGGCCCGCGGCCCCGCUCACCCCGCGCCCCUACUUCUCUCCCUAUGCAGUGGGCCGCGGGGGCCCACGACUCCCGCUCCGCAGGGGCGGCCCGGUGCGUGGGGCCGAAAAGCGCAACGAGUCCCGGCAGCAGCCGCAGCCGCAGCCGCAGCUGCCCACCAUCUAUGCCAUCACGCCCACCUACAGCCGGCCGGUGCAGAAAGCUGAGCUGACCCGCCUGGCCAACACGUUCCGCCAGGUGGCGCAGCUGCACUGGAUCCUGGUGGAGGACGCGGCGGCGCGCAGCGAGCUGGUGAGCCGCUUCCUGGCGCGGGCCGGGCUGCCCAGCACGCACCUGCACGUGCCCACGCCGCGGCGCUACAAGCGGCCCGGGCUGCCGCGCGCCACCGAGCAGCGCAACGCCGGCCUCGCCUGGCUGCGCCAGAGGCACCAGCACCAGCGCGCGCAGCCCGGCGUGCUGUUCUUCGCCGACGACGACAACACCUACAGUCUGGAGCUCUUCCAGGAGAUGCGGACCACACGCAAGGUCUCCGUCUGGCCCGUGGGCCUGGUUGGUGGGCGACGCUACGAACGUCCGUUGGUGGAAAACGGCAAAGUUGUUGGCUGGUACACCGGCUGGAGAGCAGACAGGCCUUUUGCCAUCGACAUGGCAGGAUUUGCUGUGAGUCUUCAAGUCAUCCUGUCCAACCCAAAAGCAGUAUUUAAGCGCCGUGGAUCCCAGCCCGGGAUGCAAGAAUCUGACUUUCUAAAACAGAUAACAACAGUGGAAGAACUGGAACCAAAAGCAAAUAACUGCACCAAGGUUCUCGUGUGGCACACUCGGACAGAGAAGGUUAAUCUAGCCAAUGAGCCAAAGUACCACCUGGACACAGUGAAAAUUGAGGUAUAAAAUCAAAGCAACAACUGGUGCAGUUUACCUGGCCAAAGGAUGUGGAAGAGGAUGUCUGGAGUUUAGGCUGCAGAGAUUCAGGUAUUGUUCAUUUUACUUCAGUACAACAGCCUUUACUGUCAUCUGAUGGACAUCUGUUUAAACAGUGCUUGUUAGUUAACACAAGCUAACUGGAUGGUACAAAAUGUAUGUUUUGUCUUCAUUUGUUCUGCAUGUUUUCCCUACAACUAAAUUGGAAGAUUUUUGUAUAGUGGAGUUAUAUGACACUGCAGGAUACCAUUCUGAGUAUCUUACACUUUUCUUCCUCCCUCCUCAAUUUGGCCUUAUAAUUGGUAGAACUCAAUAGGUUUCAGAAACAAGAUGACAGAUAUUUUGUCAGCUAAACAUUCCCAAUUCCUGACUUUGCAAUAUUAAGUAAUUUUGGAAGAUUGGUGGCAGUAUAUAUUAUAGGAAAGAAAAACCCCACAAUUGAAAAGGUCUAUGGAUUCAUCUGUUUAAUAUAGGGAAAUAACAUUUUGUCAAUACUAGGCACCAUAAAAUGUAAACACAAUUACUGUCAUAAACCUGGAUAUACCUUCAAGGAUUCAAAGUGGCUUUGUUUUAGUUACCCUGUUUGCAUGUAGUGCAGAAAAAGGUCUUCAUGUUAGCACUAUGUACAUAAGAAGAGAUCCAAAUUACAAGAGAGGCAGAUAAAAUUUGAAUUCUUUAAACAUUCAUUAAACUAAGUUUUGUAGUAA